UGAUGUUUCUAUUAUACACCAAAUUCCUUUCUUUUUUAGCUACAAAUUAAAGUUGUUAAAUGUUUUAGUCCUAACAUCUUUCCACUGCUACAAAAAUUUGAUCAUUCUGCAGCAUAUAUAUCUAUAUCUAUUACUUGAGUAAAAAAAAGAAAACAAUAUUAAUUGUCCUUGUGAUGAAUCUGAUAUGUGAGUUGAGUUAAAUAGGUUAGAAUUUUCAUGAUUUGAAUUUAAAAUUUUGAGCUUCUCUGAGUGAAUUUGUACAUCAAAAGAGUAGCUGGUUCAGACACUCACUCAGACUAUAUCUUCAUUUCGGCAGACCUGAGUUUCUCUCUUUCGUUUGCUUGUGUAUCAAGAAAGAAAUUGAGAGAAGAGAAAGGAUAGGAAUUAAUGGAAAUGGAGGGAAGAGGAUAUUCAGAUUUGUGUAGAAAUACAAGCGAAGAAGAAUUGUUCAUAAGAAAUAUGAUGGAGAACUCAGUAGGAGUGCCUGCGCCUACAAUGGAGAUGUUGGGUUUUAGAAACAUCUCUCAUUCCCUUCGCACUGAUAGUGAGGAACUCUUCAAAAUCUGGCUCACCACUGCAGAGAAUAAUGGCAGUGAUUCUACAACGAUGGCUCACCGAGCUCGACAAGGAUCACGAAGGAUCUCAGGUGAACUUGCUGGUCUAUCAAAUCAGCAGUAUGCGGGAAUUCAGAAAAGAAAAGUGACUGACUCUCUGCAGCCACAUAAUGCAUCUAGUGCCAAUGAAUCAUCUAGCAGCCUUAACCAACAUUCAAGCAGGAAUAUCACAGAUACGGAAAUGCAAGCUAGUAAUCUCUUUUUAGCCAAGACUUGGUUUCAUAGUUCUCAGCCCAUGACGAGAAGUCGCUCGUCUGAGUUAAGGAGGAGGUAUGCAGCCAUGCAAAACUCGCAGUCUUCUCUAGCUCGUGAAUCCCUGCAUAAUAUACCUGGAAAUGCUGUUAACUUUAAAGAAGUUUGUGAUCCCACCGUGUUCACUGACAUGUCAAUGUGUGAACUUACCAGUCAACCCGAUACUUUUAUAUCUCCAUCAAAUUCAUCCUCAUCUACUUUUGAAACUCAGCAAGUGGAUGGUGCAGAUAAUAUUUCAUCUGUCGUAAGCAUGCUAAAGGGUACUUUAGAGCGGAAGAAAUUAACAAACUUUCACACUGCUAGGGAAGCCAUUGAGGAGAAUAUGCUAGGGUGUUAUGGUAAUCAAGACAACUUUGGCAUGAAUCAACAUCCAGGGAAUCAUAUUUCUGAAAAUCAAGGGACGUAUCAGGAUGCAUCCAUUGUUCAAGUCAGAGAUACAGGGAUUCUACAAAUGGUUCAGGGGUCGUUAGAUGUCGUCUUAGAAGGUAUUAUGGCUCCCUCAAAGUCAAACCCAAUCCAGAUGUGCGUGGUGUCACAGGAACCUUCCCAAAGUGAAUCCUCUGUUGCUGCGCCAAUAAUUUCAACCGGUUUUGAUGCAUGUGAUGGUCUAAGCAAUGCAAGUCAUGCUUUAAAUGUGUACGAAGGCUCUAGAAAUCAAGUUGGAUAUGCAAGGAGCUUAGAAAAUGGUUCAACUGCCAGAGAUCUUAGAGAACGAAUAUAUGAUAACGUGAAGGACAACCAGAAGACACCGCAGAAAGAAGGUUUAGUUCGAAAUGGAUCUUUGACAUCGGUUCAGUCAGCGGAAAAUGGAGAUCCUACAAAGAAGCGAAGGGUGGAGCGGUCUCGGAAAAUGGCAGAAGCCAAAGAGAGAAAUUUAACACCAGCAAUUCCUUCAGAUAUGCAAUCCCUUUUGAAGCGCUGUGAGAAUCUGGAGAAGGAAGUCCGUUCACUUAAACUUAAUUUGGCGUUUAUGAAUAGAAAGGAUUCUGAACAGACUACGCAAAUUGAAGAGCUGCAGAAGCAGAACGAGGACUUGGUCAAAGAAAAAGAGCGCCUUCUUGGAGAAAUUGAGAGGAUCAUUUCAGAAUCUGGAAAGUUUUAGAUUAGAUUCUUCCACCUCUACUGCCAAGGUUACGAGUGUUGUUUUUUAACAGCUCCAAUUCCAAAUGUGCUUUCUAAGGAAGUUCUAUCGGGUUGCUGGAGACCGUUAUUCAACUGAAUAUUAUUUCAUGUUUUUAGUUUGUAUUCCAAAUAUCAAGUGGUAAGAACAUUUAAAGUGACAGAAAUCUAGAUUGCGAUGAACUUGAACAUUUUGUGAGUACAUUGUAGGACGCCUAUCUAUUGUGGAGCUUUAAAAUGUUUUCUUUAUUUCCUUCUUUUCUGCUACUGUAUCUUUUGAAAAUUGAAUUUUCUAUCAGUAUUUCAUGUUC
Messenger RNA from Nicotiana tabacum (common tobacco), 2296 nucleotides. RefSeq names its product protein CYCLOPS-like. Lineage: Eukaryota; Viridiplantae; Streptophyta; Magnoliopsida; Solanales; Solanaceae. Gene Ontology annotation, cellular component: nucleus. The record is from RefSeq and is a predicted model, not a curated record. Gene Ontology annotation, molecular function: sequence-specific DNA binding. Gene Ontology annotation, biological process: arbuscular mycorrhizal association.